CAAUCGGGAUAUAGCGCCACUAUCGUAUCGCGAUGUCUGCGUGAUCGUGUGAACGCACUACGUCCAAUCGCUUGCGACAUACUGGGGAGGGAUUUUCUGAGGAGAGCUCGCUUGUCCCCAUAAACGGCAUCGGUUUGUGCAGGUACUCAUUAAUGAGUGAAGGAUAAACUGGAGAAACUGAAGCUGUCUGAGAAGCAAUGGAGAUCAAAAGCCCUGAGGGCUUGCAGCCAGACCUUAAACUAGUUGCUCACCCAAGAGCAAAAAGUAAAGUAUGGAAGUACUUUGGGUUUGAUACCAAUGCAGAGGGAUGUAUAUUACAGUGGAAGAAGAUUUACUGUCGCAUUUGCAUGGCCCAAAUUGCAUAUUCUGGGAAUACUUCCAACCUUUCAUACCACCUUGAAAAAAAUCACAUGGAUGAGUUCUGUGAAUUGGUCAAAAGUAACACUGAGCAAAUGAGGGAAGCAUUUGCAAGUGCUUUCUCAAAAUUAAAACCAGAGUCAUCCCAGCAAGUUGUUCAGGAGAGUUUAACAAUCAAAAAUAGCCAUGGCUAUGAGAGCAAGAAACAGUUAGAGCUGACAUCAGGUGUAAUAAGCAUGAUCUGUGAGGGCAUGUUCCCUGCGUCCAUAUUGGAUGAACCUACCUUUAAAUCCCUUUUGAAAACCGCCGAUCCACGCUAUGAAGUCCCCAGUAGAAAGUAUAUAUGUACGCGGGUAUUGCCAGAAAAAUACAAUGCCGUUAGAGAAAUUGUUUUGAAGGAACUAACUGACCUUUUUUGGUGCGGGGUAUCCACUGAUAUCUGGAGAAGUGAAAAUCAGAACCGGUCGUAUGUGACACUCUUUAUUCACUAUUUGGGUAGUGGGGCAUCUCCUGGUUUAUCGAUAAACUGUCGAUGUUUAAAAACAUUUGAAGUGCCAGAGGAAAACAAAGCAGAAUCAAUGACACGAGUACUCUAUGAAACCUUUAUUGAAUGGGGAAUCCACACAAAGGUAUUUGGUGCUACCACAGAUUAUAGUAAAGACAUUACUAAGGCAUGCUCCCUGUUGGAUGUCCCUGUAGAUAUGCCAUGUUUAGGUCACACGUUUAAUAUGGGAAUACAACAAGCUUUCCAACUUCCCAAGCUUUAUGGACUACUUUCCAGGUGUAGGAAACUUGUGGAAUACUUUCAGCAGUCCUCUAUUGCAAUGUACAUGCUAUGCGAAAAACAGAAACAACAGAACUUAUCGCCCUGCAUGUUAGUAAGUGACCGUGUGUCCUGGUGGGGCAGCACUCAUGCAAUGCUGCAGAGGCUUAAAGAACAACAAUUUACUAUUGCUGGUGUGCUGGUGGAAGACAGUAACAACCAUCAUCUCAUGUUAGAGACCAGUGAGUGGAAUAUAAUCGAAGGCCUGGUGGACUUACUCCAGCCAUUCAAACAAGUAGCUGAGAUGCUCUCAAUGUCAAAAUAUCCUACAAUCAGUAUGGUAAAACCUCUCUUACAUAUGCUGCUAAAUACAUCUUUGAACAUAAAAGAGACUGACCUAAAGGAAGUAAGCAUGGCUAAAGAGGUAAUUGCUAAAGCUCUAUCAUCCACCUAUCAGCAGAUGCCAGAAAUAGACAUGUUUCUAAAUGUGGCAACAUUUCUAGACCCGAGGUACAAAAAACUUCCCUUUCUGUCUGCAUUUGAACGUGCACAAGUUGAAAACAGGGUCAUAGAGGAAGCCAAAAGUCUUUUAGACAGAAGUAAAGACAACUUCAGAGUUGACCAUAAAGAUUUUUCUGUAUCUGAUGAGCCCCCUGCUAAGAAAAUGGUAGUUUCCUCCACUCCUCCUCCCACUAGUAGUAUCAACAACAUGUUGGCUGAAAUAUUCUGUCAGUCUGGGACAUCUGAGGACCCAGAGGAAUGGCAUGCUCAAAUUGUGGAAGAGUUGAGCAAUUUUAAAUCACAGAAGGUUCUUGGCUUAAAUGAGGAUCCACUCAAGUGGUGGGCUGAUCGUUUGGCAUUAUUUCCUUUGUUACCCAAGGUUCUUCAAAAGUACUGGUGUAUUGCAACCACAAGAGUCUUCCCUGUACGUCUCUUUAGUUCAUCAGCGAACGUCAUAAAUGCAAAAAGAAAUAGACUAGCACCUGCACAUGUCGAUGAGCAGAUAUUUUUGUAUGAAAACUCACGCAAUUGCUCUGAAGCAGAGCCUGAAGACGAUGAAGAAGGGGAAUGGGGUUUACAACAAGAGCAGUUUUUUUAAUUUAUAUCAAAGUGGCAGCCUUGCGAGCAGCCUCUUCAGUAAGGGACAGUAGGCUUAUUUAAAAAUAUACUAGAAUUACAUUUUAUCAAUAAUAUUAAAUAAUUGUUUUAACAGCUACAAAAAAUUAGCUGCACUACUCACUGUAAAUAUAGUCAAUUUUAGCCUUUAAUAUAUAUAUGUAUUUGUUGUCACUGUUUGUAUAUGUGUGUGUGUGUAUAUAUA
Messenger RNA from Spea bombifrons (plains spadefoot toad), 2441 nucleotides. RefSeq names its product zinc finger BED-type containing 1 (gene ZBED1). The record is from RefSeq and is a predicted model, not a curated record. Gene Ontology annotation, cellular component: nucleus. Bases 198 to 2219 code for a protein of 673 amino acids. Gene Ontology annotation, molecular function: protein dimerization activity; DNA binding. Gene Ontology annotation, biological process: regulation of transcription by RNA polymerase II. The transcript is spliced from 3 exons. NCBI's taxonomy places the organism in Eukaryota, Metazoa, Chordata, Amphibia, Anura, Pelobatidae.